Melospiza melodia melodia is the source of this 1467-nucleotide messenger RNA. RefSeq names its product serine/threonine-protein kinase PAK 3-like. Gene Ontology annotation, cellular component: cytoplasm. The record is from RefSeq and is a predicted model, not a curated record. The coding region runs from base 1 to 1467 and encodes 488 amino acids. Gene Ontology annotation, biological process: protein phosphorylation; intracellular signal transduction; regulation of MAPK cascade. The transcript has 11 exons. Gene Ontology annotation, molecular function: protein serine/threonine kinase activity; ATP binding. NCBI's taxonomy places the organism in Eukaryota, Metazoa, Chordata, Aves, Passeriformes, Passerellidae.
AUGAUUGAACAACUUGCUGGAGCAGUUUGCACAAUGUGUGGCACUGUUUAUUCUGCCUAUUAUAUGACUAGCCUGGCAAAUCACAUGAUCCGUGUAUUCAGAGGUGCUGAUCCUGAGAUCACAGAAUCAACAGCAGUCUCUCCUCUGGCUCCCUCUGCUCAUGGAGAGGAGACCGAAGAGGAGGCAAAUGAGGUGGAUGAGCACCAGCCUCCAGCUGUGGUCACACCACAACCUGAACAUUCUGAGCCAGUGCUUCUAGAGAAAGAGCAGGAGCAGACUGCCUUAUCUGAGAUGCCAUGCCAGACUCAGGGAGAGCUGUUCCCAGCCCGAGAGCAGGAAGAGCAGCUCAGGCAGCAGGUGGAAGAGCCACAGGAGAAUGGCCAGAACAGCAAGGCAGAGCCAGAAGCGGAGCUGCAUGAAGCUCAGAGUGACAUUAUGGCAGCAAAGAGGAGGAAUGAAGACAUCCAAGAGGAGAAGGAUCUGCAGAGGGGCAAUCAACAAAGCCAGGUGAAUGAAGGAAUGGCAGCCACUCUGCUCAUGAAACAGAGUCCUUUCCGUUGUUGUUUACAGAACACUGAUGAACAGAUGCAGGCACGGCUGCAGGGAACUGAGGCUACGAUCAAGGCAAGGGAGAAGAGGGAAGACGAAAAAAUUAAAAUCAUCAAAGAGAAAAUUAAGUACUUCCUUCCGGAGAAAAAGGCUCUAGAAAAGCAAGUGGCCAUAAAGAAAAUAAAUCUUCAAGGACUGAUCCGAAAGGAAGGAACCUUUAAUGAACUUACGGUCAUGAAAAUUAAUAAGCACCGAAACAUUGUGAAUUAUUUAACGAGCUACCUUGUGGAUAGGCAGCUCUGGAUGAUUAUGGAGUACAUGGACGGAGGCACUCUGAGCGACAUCAUCAAUGAGACUUACAUGUCUGAAGGACAGACUGCAACCAUCAGUCGGGAGUGCCUGCAAGGACUGGAUUUUCUUCACUUGAACAAUGUGAUCCACCGAGAUCUGAAGAGCUGCAACAUCCUUCUCAAAACCGACGGCUCUGUCAAGCUGGCUGACUUUGACCUCUUUGCUCAGCUCACCGCUGAGCAGAGUAGACAGAGCUCUGGGGCCAGCACUACUGGGUGGAUAGCACCUGAAGUGGUGACAGGUCAACCAUAUGGCCCCAAAGUGGACAUAUGGUCUUUGGGAAUCGUGGCCAUCGAAAUGGUGGAACGAGAAGUUCGUUACUGGAAUGAAACUUCUGUCUUGCCUAAAGUCCUGAGAGCCAUACAAGGGACACCAAAGCUGCAGCAGCCCAACCGAUUCUCGCCUUGCCUGCAUGACUUCCUGAGCUGCUGCCUGCAUACAGAUGAGGAGAGGCGCUGGUCUGCCAAGGAGCUCCUAGAGCAUCCAUUUGUAACAUUUGCUGAGCCUGCCUCCAGCCUGGUGCCACUGAUUGUUUCAGUGAAGAAGAGGAAGGAGACAACAAUGUGA